UCACCAUUUCGUUAAGUGUUGAGCAAUAUCUGAUCUGUUUACAGUUAAAUUAAGUGUUAUACUGCAGAAAAUUAAAAUUAUGUUGUAAAAAUUCUCACUUGUGACAUGAAAGUUUUAUUUGUUUGUUUGGGGAACACCUGUCGCUCGCCCAUGGCGGAGGCGAUAUUGCGGCAUUUAAUAAAUAAAAAACAGCUGCACAAUUGGCACACGGACAGCGCCGGACUCCGGGAUUGGAAUGUGGGUCUGCGGGCGCAGGGGCGCGCCCAAGACUUGCUGCAACAGCACGGCCUAAAGACCCAACAUCUAAGUCGUAUUAUAACCGCGCAGGACUUUUACGACUUUGACUACAUCUUCGGCAUGGAUGAAUGCAAUCUGGCGGAGUUGCAGGAAAUGGCAGCUCAGCUGCAGCCGCAGCCCAAGUGCCGCAUACUACUGCUAGGCAGCUAUCUGAAUCGCAAGGAAGACGAGAUUAUCCAAGAUCCCUAUUUUAGUCACGGCAUGGGCAGCUUUCAUGCGGUGUACACACAAAUCCUGGAGAGCUGCGAGCGUUUCGUGCAGCAACAUGGCCAUCCGACUUAGAUAUUGACAAAAACCUUUAU
Molecule: messenger RNA, 599 nt
Organism: Drosophila novamexicana
Lineage: Eukaryota; Metazoa; Arthropoda; Insecta; Diptera; Drosophilidae
Gene: Argp
Product: low molecular weight phosphotyrosine protein phosphatase 1
Exons: 4
Coding region: 106-579 (157 amino acids)
Biological process (GO): protein dephosphorylation
Molecular function (GO): protein tyrosine phosphatase activity
Source: RefSeq, a predicted model, not a curated record